CACACGCACACACAGUGGAGACCCAGUGGAGGCUUAUACAUGCAGCUCUCUCCAGGAUGAGAUUGCACUGAAGCUCAGCACGACCGUCACACCAGUUUGUUGAAACCAAGAAAGUGUGACAUGCCCAUCCUAAAGAAGCUCCCGGGCAGAUCCAAGAGUUGCCACGAGUUCCCCAGGAGCAACGGGGAGCUGAUCCUGCCCCGACUGGACCUGGACCUCAAGGACCUGAAUGACCUGAACCACCUCCAGGACCUCCAGGAGAUGAAGGACCUCAACCCCUUCCACGAGGUGGACCUUCUAGAGGACCAGAGGAACGACGGGGACGACCCGGGCCUCAUUAUGGCCGAGGUCAGGGGAUACCGCCAGCAGCAGCAGCAGCAGCAGCAGCAGCAGCAGCAGCAGCAGCAGCACCGGACGUCACGGGACGGCGAGGUGGAGGAGAACGAGGUGAACGCGGAGAGACACGGGGCGGGGAACCCCAAGGGCAGACCCCUGCGCGGGACGCUGGAGCGGAUCUGCGGCGUGUCGCCCCUCAAGACCCUGGGGAAGCUGGGCAAGGGGCUACGCAUCUCCGGCCGCAGCGUUUGGGGCGGCGGGGGCACGGCCCAGCGCAGCCCUGCGGGCGCCACCACACCCACGCCAGAGAAGGAGAAAAGGAAAGGACUACGCAGAAGCUCAGAGGAAAUCAUGACACUUCUCCGUUUCACAGGCAGGCGGAGGGAGAUGCGCAGGGAGAGCCUGCCCUGUGGGGAUCUGAGCAUGGAUCAUGAGGCAGAGGCUCGCCGGCGACCCUCCUUCCUCAGGAUGGUCAGCCUGGGUAAGCUGAAGCGGGAAUCCAUGUCUGACCGGGGCUCCUUGGAGACCGAGGAGGAGGAGGAAGAGGAGGAGCCGGUGAUCAAACCAAGGGAGCCGCUCUCAGUACUGGAGAUCCUACAGUUGGUGAACAACCGGGACCUCCUCCAGGCCGACACACACAUCCAGGAGCUGGAGCGAGAGUGUGAGCUGCUCUCUUUAUUGCCCAACGCAUCGAAUCCUGCCCUCACACCGAGCUUCCCCAGUACCCCUUCCAGCAUAGGCUCCUCGACGCCUUCCCUCCAGGAUGACCUGCUCAGCUCCAACGCCACGCUGGACUCAGGCCGGCGCAAAGCCAAGGAUGUGGAGCUCCUCUACGAGGCGCUGCAGAGGGAGAUGUGGGACAUAGUGCGCGAGUCUCUCCGCCAGCCCAGCGCGAGGCCCAACCUGUGCCUCGUGGUGCUGGUGAUCCAGCAGGAGGAGCACGCCGACGCCUCCUGGGCCUUGAAAGAGGACAAGCCUCCGCGAGAGGGCUGUCCCCAGAACCCGGGCCAGCCCAGCCACCGGCCGCGGAGGUUGAAGCAGAAGUGGAGGCAGGCGGUGGCAGAGGCCACCGACUGGAGCCUGCCCAGCCAGAUGGACACCAAGGCGGGCCAGCUCGCUCUCUACCUUGAGAGCCUGAGGAGUCGCAUGGUGGACGACCUGGACGCCGCCAGGAGGAACGCCGUGUCCAUCUACCCCGAGGAGUUCUCCGCGUUCCAGGUGUACGUGGAGAGCUACCACAGGGCCGUGGCCAAGCGGCUGCGGACCAUCACAGGCGGCCCGCUGCAGGUCACAGACGUGUACUCAUUGUUGGACUGGUUCUACAAUAUUUACAACAGGGAUGUCCUAGGCAAUAUUGGCGUUUCCACACAUAUCAAUUAUUCCCAUCUGGAGCCGAUUUUGCCCCAGGACACAGUGGACCGGCUGGAACAAAACUGCCUCAAUAUUGUCAAGGAUAAAGUCGAGAGAGAACUGAUCCAGGUUCUGGAUGAAGAGGAGCGGCGAUGGGCCCAGACUCUGCACAUAGAGGAGUUUCAGUCCAAUUUGGCACGUUCUGUCAUCCAGAGACUUAAGGUUGACCUGGACAGAUCCACAACUGUCAGCCAGUUUUUGGGCUCCAGAGUGGCACGUUGCUGCCUCAUAGGACUCGCAGAUUUCCUCUAUAGUUUUCAGAGAAAGGUGGAGAUGUUCCAUGAGACCCAGGCCGAGUUUGGAGACAGAGGAGACGGAUAUGUUUCCAGAACAAUAGCUCUGGUCAACUGCUGCCCUCCGCUCAGGACCUUUGUGCAGCGCUGCAGGCAGUGUGACCCACAGGGAAGUGAGGAGAUAGCACAGAGAGCUAACACGUCCCUGGACAGGAUUGUCAACCAAUCAGUGCGAGUUCUAACCGACAGACUGUUUGAGCACAUUAGGCCUUUCUUUGACAAGCUGGUGAAGAGGAAAUGGCUGAACAACACUGUGGCCUUUGAGGCAAUUGAAGCAAGUAUCAAGCAGAACUUUAAGAAGUUCCGAAGGAUGGACCCACCACCGUACCAGAUCCUUGUGGGCGAGGUGCACAGAAGAGUCCUAGUAGAGUAUGUCCGAGCCAUACUGCGGGGAAGGGUCAUCUGCACUUCCUCCAAGAUGAGGAAGAGGAUGGCUUUCCGGCUUCAGGAUGAGGCCAAACAGCUCAAGGGACUAUUCAAGGAUCUGGAGUCGGGCUCAUCAUGGUUGGACAGUCUCAUCUGCCAUCUGGCUGACAUCAUUCUCCUGGAAGACACCCCCUCUAUUCAGAUGGAAGUUGCCGUUCUGGUGAAAGAGUUUCCAGAUAUACGGAAGAGGCACGUGUCAACACUGCUGAACGUGCGGGGCAUGAUGCGGCAGGCGGAGCGCCAGGAGAUCCUCAACGUGGUGAAGGACUUUGAGUGCAGCGCGGCGCUGAUGUGCCGGGAUCACGCCGUUUUCUCAGACAUUCCCAUCCCCUCCGAGGUGCACUGCCUCAGCCUGGGCCUCCUCCGCCUUGCCAUGAGCGUCGCCAACUGGCUGUCGGAGCGCCGGCACGGGUCCGCCCGCCGCCAGCAGGCCGGCGGCAAGACGGCGGCUAACCACGGCCACGAACAGUCGCGGCAAGGCGAUGAGGGCGCUGCCGGGGGGCACAGAGAGGACUAAGAAGGGGGGGAACGGCUGCGAGUUGGGUCUGACGCUUGGGUCUCUCCCGGGGAGGGCAGCGGGUUGUAGAUUGAAAAAAACAAAAACGAUAGAGCAAUCACAAAGUCAUACACUGUGAAUGUUUGUGACGAUUUGUAUCAAGCACCUUGUAAAGGCGUUUGGCAACGCCAAAAGUAUUGCAAGCAAAGCCGUUCCUAGAAAGCCGAAUGAAGAAACUUGAGCUCAGGUACUUCUCUUAGUGUACAUCGUGCUUUCUCACACCAAAUGUCUCAUCACCUUCAGAGGACUGCAGGUGUGAAGGAAUACCGCAAUUCAUCAAGAUCAUCUCUAGUACUCAAGUACGCAUUUACAAAGAAGGAAGACAAGUCAUAUUUAACAUUCAUUUAAGCAGUUUCUCAAAGCGAAUGCCGUGUUAGGCCACCUUGCUACCUGCCUGCAUAGUUGCGAUGUGGUAAUGUCCUGUAGAAGUACAUUUGGUUGUAACACGUAUUCACACGGCAGGUCAUCUAACAUCUUAGUUGCUCUGUUAUUGCUAUGGAUACUGCACAGAAAGCCACACUUUAGUAAUUGAUAUACCGCUUAUCUAUGUAAGAAUAUAUAUAUAUAUAUAUAGAAAUAUAUAAAUAUUUGACAGUGCGUGUGUGUGUGUUAGAAUGAUGUGUGUGUAUGCGCAUGUGUGUGCGUAUGCAUACGUGUGUGCGUGUGUGUGUGUGUGUGUAUGUAUGGUAUAUGUUUUGAACCCCAACUGUGAAUAACAUGGAUCUUUUGCUGGACAUGUAAUAAAAACCUAUUGAUUGGG
Messenger RNA from Gadus chalcogrammus (walleye pollock), 3781 nucleotides. RefSeq names its product exocyst complex component 3-like 2a (gene exoc3l2a). The record is from RefSeq and is a predicted model, not a curated record. The coding region runs from base 121 to 2982 and encodes 953 amino acids. Gene Ontology annotation, molecular function: SNARE binding. Gene Ontology annotation, biological process: exocyst localization; exocytosis. Gene Ontology annotation, cellular component: exocyst. Lineage: Eukaryota; Metazoa; Chordata; Actinopteri; Gadiformes; Gadidae. The transcript has 13 exons.